GGCGCUUACCAGUGUUUUGGUCGGCACGGCCGCCGCCGUCGUUGUCGUGGACGACGGCAUCGAGCACUCCUCGCGCUGUUCUGGCAGCAGGCCGAGUGACGGUGGCGGCGGCACCAAUAGCUGAGGCGCGAUUAGCCUGUUCUUGACAGCUCACAAAGUCGCCCACACUCGAUUGACUGGUCGAGAGCUAACUUGUUGUUGGUGUUGGAGUCAUUCGAACAGUUCGCCUGACAGGUUCCUCGUCUCUCGGUCGCUCGCUCGCUCGUUCGGCCGCUCGCUUGAUUGGAAGGCGGUUCAACGUUUGCACUUGUUACGAUUACUUAACGAACCCACAAACAUGCUCGGGACCAUCCCAACAAUUCUCUUCGCUACCUUGGCGGUCCUGCUCGUUGCCUUCUGGAGAAAAGUGCGACGUUACCCCAGUGGACCCUUCCCGCUCCCGGUCAUUGGGAAUCUGUGGUCGAUGAAGCGCUGGCCUCAGUGUUUCUAUAAGAUGGGACCCUCGCUAGGUCAGAAAUACGGGGACCCCCUCACCCUGUGGUUCGGUUGGUUCCCCAUCGUUGUGGCGAAUGAUUUGAGCAUAAUCAAAGAAGCCUCAGUCGGGCCUAAGCGAAGUCAUCUUGCCGGAAGGCUACAGUUCAGCGUGGGCACCCUGCAGAAACGAGGCAAUGAAGACAUUGUAUUUGGAAAGUUCGGGCCGGAGUGGGAGGCCUUGAGGAAGGUGGCCCAUCUUGCCGUUCGGAAAUACGCCGUCACCGAGGGCCUCGAGAACCUCGUCACCGAAGUAAUUGACGACAUCAUCGAUCACAGCAGCCCCGAAGAACCCUUCGAUUUGGAUGCGGAAAUGUUGGAGGCUCUACAUAAUAUCAUAGGACUGUGCGUCUUCGGCCAGAAGUACGAGAGGGACAGCGAGGACCUCCGUACGAUCCGCCGAAUCAAUGGCGAGCUUAAGCUUCUUCUGCCGAAAGUAUUCCUCAUCGAUUUCAUGCCACCUCUCAGACUGUUUCUCUCGCGCUACGAAAACCGCUCGAAAGAGCUAUUUGACGAAUUCAUCGCUCUCGAAAUGCGGCUCUACAAACAGGCUCGAGAAACCUUUGAGCCCGGUCAGAUAAGACACUUCACCGACGCCAUUGUUGCCGCCAAGCUGGAAGCCGAAGAGGAAGCAAGAGGUAUAGCCAAAUAUCUCACCGAAGGAAAUCUCACGCAAAUCGUUUACGAUGUCUUCGGAGCGGCCACGCCGACGACAAGUCAAACACUGAAAUGGCUCUUACUAUACGCAUUCGCCGACGAAAAGGUCCUGGCUCGCUGUCGAGCCGAAAUCGAAUCACAGAUCGGGGAUCGCCAACCUCGGGCGAGCGAUCGGAACGAAUGUCCCUUCAUAAACGCUUGCAUCUUGGAAGUGCUCCGUAUCCGACCCGUAUCACCAUUCUCGCUGCCGCACCUCACCACCUGCGACACAUCUCUCGCAGGGAGACCGAUCCCGAAGGAUACCACCGUCCUCUUUAAUCUCUACAGCGCUAAUCACGAUCCCAGGAUAUGGGAAGAUCCCGAAACCUUCGAGCCCGAACGCUUCCUGGGCGAUGAAGGCGCUCUGAGAAAAGACCGCGUGGCACAGUUGACAACAUUCGGAGUCGGUGCUCGGGCUUGCAUCGGUGAGAAGAUGGCUUUCACCGUGAUGUUCGUGCUCUUCACGAGAUUCCUCCAGAGAGUCGAAUCUGUGAAAACUCGUAGCGGAGCACCUUUCGAUCUGGAGCCGAAAUCCUCUGGCUACAGCUGCGAGCCCAAACCGCAACCGCUGACGUUGGUGAAAUUCGAGGUCUAGCUGUACGUCGGAUCGAGUCUCGAUCUCGUCCCUCCGAUCCCACCUCUUCGCACAGAUAUCCUUGUGAUGAUCCCAAGGAAAUACUCGAAAGACAUUUGUUGAAAUACAAGUGCCUAAAGUCCCGCUUGCAAGGAAACCACUCGUAAAGGGAACCUCUCGUGUUAGCAACCUCGCCUAUGAGGAACCUCCCUCGAAGGGAUCCUCACUAAAAAAGAACUUCGUGACUUUCCCUAUGUGGAAGGUCCCUUAUACCCGAGGUUUCUUAUACGGAAAGUUCUCUAUACGCGUGGUUCCUAAUGCGUAAGGUUCCUUAUAUGCGGCUCGAUUUGUGAUUGACAGGGUUCCUUGUACGCGGGACUUUGGACCUUAUUUGACGAGACCGAUGUCCACCGAGCAGCCAAAGUGUUUUUUGCGAGACUCCGGAGCUCAUUUCAGCGAUGACGCUCUAUUUCGCCGUCACAAUUUCCUCGAAGUUCUGAGGAGGAAAAUAAAAGCAAUAGUUGA
This is a messenger RNA of Galendromus occidentalis (western predatory mite), 2326 nucleotides long. Its product is annotated as cytochrome P450 1A1. Gene Ontology annotation, molecular function: heme binding; steroid 17-alpha-monooxygenase activity; iron ion binding. NCBI's taxonomy places the organism in Eukaryota, Metazoa, Arthropoda, Arachnida, Mesostigmata, Phytoseiidae. Bases 338 to 1822 code for a protein of 494 amino acids. The transcript has 5 exons. The record is from RefSeq and is a predicted model, not a curated record. Gene Ontology annotation, biological process: progesterone metabolic process; hormone biosynthetic process.